GGCCAAACCAACAUAAGCAUCGGACAGUAUGCUGAAGAGGGUGCCUACAAUGCCGGAUUUGUCUCAGAUAAGCAUGAAGUCUUCCCAACCGACAAAUCCAACAUCCAAGUCCGCCGAUCUUCGAGGUCAACUGAGCCGAACUCAGAGCAUCCAGACUCAUGCAAUGAGGUUCAAGCCUCGACAUUUAUGGAUUCUGUCGAUCUGGAGGCAGUAGAUAAAGGAGAAUUGGAAGGUGAGUCUUCUGGAUAUCAUAGAUAA
This is a messenger RNA of Protopolystoma xenopodis, 258 nucleotides long. NCBI's taxonomy places the organism in Eukaryota, Metazoa, Platyhelminthes, Monogenea, Polystomatidea, Polystomatidae. The record is from the annotation of a GenBank genome assembly.